Hyalella azteca is the source of this 2997-nucleotide messenger RNA. RefSeq names its product FH1/FH2 domain-containing protein 3. Gene Ontology annotation, biological process: actin filament network formation; cortical actin cytoskeleton organization. The record is from RefSeq and is a predicted model, not a curated record. Gene Ontology annotation, molecular function: actin filament binding. The coding region runs from base 1 to 2220 and encodes 739 amino acids. Gene Ontology annotation, cellular component: cytoplasm; cytoskeleton. Lineage: Eukaryota; Metazoa; Arthropoda; Malacostraca; Amphipoda; Hyalellidae. The transcript is spliced from 15 exons.
AUGCGAAAAGACCUCAUACACGAGGACCUCAUACAGGAGGACCUCAUACACGAGGACCUCAUACAGGAGGACCUCAUACACGAGGACCUCAUACAGGAGGACCUCAUACACGAGGACCUCAUACACGAGGACCUCAUACACGAGGACCUCAUACACGAGGACCUCAUACACGAGGACCUCAUACACGAGGACCUCGUACAAAAGUUAAUAGAUCCCAAGACCCUACAAAUAACAGAAGCGUUGGGGGAGGCAUUAAAGCUGAGCGACGUUGGGAAGCAGGCUGAACCCCACGGCAUGAUGGACCUCAUAUCUCGUGAAGCGGUCAUGACAUUUGUUGAUGCAACUGCCUCGGCAUUUGUUGAUGCAGCUGCCACGGCAUUUGUUGAUGCAACAACGGCAUUUGUUGAUGCAGCUGCCACGGCAUUUGUUGAUGCAGCUGCCACGGCAUUUGUUGAUGCAGCUGCCACCGCAUUUGCGAGGGGCGCUAACCCCCCCGCAGCCCCCGCAGACACAGAGGGGGAGAGCGACGGGGGGACCGCUGCCCCCCCUGAGGGCAACAUCCCUCCCCCUCCCCCCCUCCUGGGCUCCUACGGGGUGCAUUUAGCCCCAAAACCCGGGCACAAUUUCGGGCUUGGGCUCACCCCCAUCCUGAGGGCUAAAAAGACCAAGAAGACCAUCAAGUUGUUCUGGAAUGAGGUGCAGAAGGACCCGCAGCGGCAGGUGGGGGUGCCCACGCUCUGGGACGGUCUGCAGACCGUCGAGCUGGACGUCGCCAGGCUCGAGCAUCUCUUCGAGUCUCGUGCCAAGGACAUCAACGCUAAGCGGCAACAGGAGCAGAAGGGAGUGAAGGAGUUGGUGGUGCUGGACCCCAAGCGCUCUAACGUCAUCAACAUCGGCAUGACGAAACUGCCCCCGCCCCGCACCAUUAAAACUGCUAUACUCAAGAUGGACUCUUCCAUUAUCAAUAGGGAAGGCAUCGAGAAACUUCUGUCCACGAUGUUGCCCACCGCCGAAGAGAAGCAGAAAAUUCAGGAGGCGGCGAUCGCAAACCCUGAAGUUCCUCUGGGGUCCGCAGAGCAGUUCCUCAUGAUGCUCUCCACCAUCUCAGAGCUGCCCGCACGACUCAAGCUCUGGCUCUUCAAACUAGACUACGAAAUUAUGGAGAAGGAAGUUGCAGAACCAUUAAUGGACCUGAAACAGGGCAUAGCAGCUCUACAAAAGAACCACACGUUCAAAGUUCUGUUGUCUUUGCUUCUCUCCGUUGGUAAUUUCCUGAACAACACUGAAGCUCGCGGUUUCCAGAUAGAAUAUCUUUCUAAAGUUCCCGAGGUGAAAGAUACCGUGCAUAAACAUUCUCUGCUACAUCACCUCUGCCAUAUGGUACUCGACAAAUACCCUGAUACCACAGAUCUCUACUCGGAGAUUGGUUCGAUCACUCGGGCCUCGAAGGUUGACUUCGAGGAGCUGGCGAGCAACAUCGAGAAGAUGCAAGUCGAGUGCAAGGCUUCCUGGGACUACCUUAAAGUUAUAGCCAAGCAUGACGGCCCUACCAACAUUAAACUUAAAAUGUCGGAGUUCCUGGCGGACAGUGCAGAGCGGAUAAUAGUGCUGGGCAUUAUAUAUAGAAGAGUUAUGCACAGGUUCCAGAAGUUCAUGACUUACCUGGGUUCGCCGGUGCACAAGGCGAAGGAAGCUAAGCCCCAGGAGGUGUGCGGCGUUAUAAGCGAGUUUGCCCUCGAGUAUCGCACGUGUCGGGAACGUGUUCAGCAGCAGCUACUCAAGAAGGUUAAUCAUCGGGAGAGGAAUAAGACGCGCGGCAAGAUGAUUAUUGAGAUGGAAAAGUUCCGGCCAAAGCCUCCCAGGACGAAGGAAGAGAAAGCGGAUCGCGACCUGAGACAGUUGCUUGCGGACUCCGGUGGUGCGGAUAGCAUACGCGGAAAGAACACGUGGCGCCGAACUAAAGAUGGGAUGCAACAGCAGCGCAGUAGCAGGGGCGAAGACCCCCUAACAGACCUCCUCCUGAUGGGGGGCGCGGGAGACGACGCCCUCCUGGACAGUCUCGUGAGAACCGCCACAGAGACGCCGCAGUCUCGGGCGCAGCACCGAGACAGAAGACGAUCGCGACAUGCAGAUAGGAAGUCAUUACGACGAACCUUGAAGAAUGGCCUGACUGAGGAGGAACGAAAACUUCUCGCUGUCAUCGCAGCACAGACACGAUGAACUCCACUUUAAUCUUUUCAAAUACCUAUAUAAUUAAGGGCCAAUUGUCUCUCUAACCUGCAGUUGCAGUGAACGGUACCAGUGCGAUGGUUGAUACAUGCCAGUGCAAUGUUGCGGUUGCUGGAAUAUUUUAUUGAAAUCAGUGUUAACGGAUUCAUUUAUAAUAAUCUUCAUAUCAGCUCAUAUAUUGACAGAGGAAAAUGUAGCUGUUGGUGAGAUAUAAUCACAGCUGGUGCUAUAUUUUCAGCCACAAUUUUAGCUGGCUGUAGUUGCAAAGCUGUUGGUGCUAAAAUUGCCGCUGAACGACAGCCGGUGCUACGAGAACGAGUCAACACAUAAGCCCGCGAACGUACAGAAUGCUCAAUAGUUAUACAGUUAAUCCGUGUUCGUUCAAACCAGCUCAAGGAAGCAACCUCCGGGGGAAAAAACGCUUUUUCAAUGGACUUUUGUUCUCAUUUGGAGUAUUUUUUGUCGAUUUAAUAUUCCAGUCUACAGUUUGAGAAACACUAAAUUCAUUUCAAGAACGUGGAAGAUGCCAAAUUGGAUGCAGAUUUUUUCUUUUACUCAUACCUCCGCAAGCGUCACCAGUGUGUCCUAAAGAAGAGGAAUGUGUAUCUAGUCUAGAAUUAAGUAUAAUGACCCAAGUUUAUUGCCAAUUGAAGAAAGGAAUGAUUCACAUGUCUCUGAAGCGAUGUAAUUGUCUAUGUAUGCCGGUCUAGACAUCUCGCAAGAUAUUUUUGUGUCGGUAUUGACCUCUUAUAAAUUCAUUCAAUAAUA